Molecule: messenger RNA, 2662 nt
Organism: Chenopodium quinoa (quinoa)
Lineage: Eukaryota; Viridiplantae; Streptophyta; Magnoliopsida; Caryophyllales; Amaranthaceae
Product: U-box domain-containing protein 33-like
Exons: 8
Coding region: 185-2434 (749 amino acids)
Biological process (GO): protein phosphorylation; protein ubiquitination
Molecular function (GO): ubiquitin-protein transferase activity; protein kinase activity; ATP binding
Source: RefSeq, a predicted model, not a curated record
ACUUCAGUUGACUGAGUUGGCAAAGAAUAUUGGAAAAGAAAAAAAUACCAAUGACUUGACCUUGUCUAAUGAUUCUUUCCCAAUAAUAUAUUCUUCUCAAUUUGGCUUAGAAUUAAUUGGGGUUUUGAUCAAAUUUUCUUAAAGUAUAAUUUAAAGGGUUGAGUUAAUUUCCAAAAAAAAAAACAUGGAUUUGAUAGUUGUUGAAGAUGAUCACGGCAGUUAUUCAAAACCCAUAACUUCCAUGAAAGAAGAAGAGAAGCUUUACGUUGCAGUUGGAAAAGAGGUGAAACAAAACGAAUCCCUUUUAUCUUGGGCUAUCCAGAAUUCCGGUGGUCGCACAAUUUCCAUUCUUCAUGUUCAUCAGCCUGAUAAUUUCAUCCCUAUUUUGGGUGAAAAGUUCCACUGGAGCUCCUUGAAAGAGCAGGAAGUCAAGGCAUAUCGAAGAAUUGAGAGACAAUUUAUGCUUAAAACUUUAGAUGAGUAUCUUCACAUCUGUCACCAGUUUGGGGUGCAAGCAGAGAAGCUCCAUAUUGAGAUGGAUUCAGUUGAGCAGGGGAUCUUGCAGCUUAUUGCUGAACACAAUAUUGAAAAGCUUGUGAUGGGUGCUGCGCAAGAUGACUGCUAUCAGAUGAAAAUGAUGGAGCCGGUGUCAAAGAAAGCAAUUUAUGUGCAGCUGCAUGCACCUGCAAAGUGUCACAUCUGGUUUAUCUGCAAGGGACAUCUGAUCCAUCAAAGGAAGUUUAGUUCAGAAGAGAGAAUUCAUGCUCAGAACGAGAGGUCCAUUAACUCAAAUUUCCUUUCAGUGAAUGGUCAAAGCAAUAAGUCUAUAAUUGGGAAAAAAGAGUUAAUUUUUGGUGAAGGAUCAUCUCAAUUUGAUACAAGUAAUGGGAGAUUUACUGAUCUUUCCUCUAUGGACAACAUCAAAACUCAUGUUUCUUUGCCUGAAUUUGAUCUAGAAGCUAAUUGCUAUGACUGGGGUGAAUUUUUAGAACAGAAUCAUCAACGUCAUUUAUCUUCUUCUCAUUCAGAUGCACAGGAAAUAUCAUCAGGAGCAUAUGCAGAGGCAGAGAGAAAAUGUAAAGAACUUGAGGAAGAACUUGAAAAGUUAAAGAAUGAUCGAGACAAGCUUAGGGAAAAAUACCAGGAUGCAAUGGAUCAGAAUUUAGUGUUGGAAGGCAAAGUUGCAAACUACGAUCAAGUACUGAAGGAAUUAGAGGAAGGGUUUAUUUCUAAUGUAGAACUGCUACAGGUUUGUGAGAAAGAUCGCGAUGACUUGAAGAUUGAACGUGACAGUGUCCUCAAGACAGCUGAAGAAUUGUUAAAUCAAUCUGCUGAAGCAGCAUCCAAAUCUGAUGACCUCAGGUUCUUCACCACGUUCACUUUUGCAGAGAUUGAAAGAGCAACUAAUGACUUUGACCCAUCAUUUCAACUAUGGGAAGGCGAGAAUGGAAGCAUUUAUAAAGGAGUUAUCUCCCACACACAAGUAACUAUAAAGAUGUGGCGUCCUGAGGGCCUGCAAGGUCCCCAAGAGUUUCAUCGAGAGGUUGAAAUAUUGAGCAAGUUUAGACAUCCAAAUGUGGUAACUCUUAUGGGAGUUUGCCCUGAAGCUUGGGCUAUUGUCUAUGAGUUUCUCCCCAAUGGAAGUCUUCAAGAAAGAUUAAACUCUACAGGGGAUACGGAUAAUAUUCCUCUUUCAUGGCAAACUCGAAUAAGGAUCGCCACUGAACUAUGUUGUGUUCUAAUCUUUCUUCAUUGCCAUGGACCUGAAAGAGUGGUUCACGGUGCUCUAAACCCCACCUCCAUUUACCUUGACUCGAACUUCACAUGCAAGAUCAGUGACUUCGGAACUGAGCUGUCUAACAGUUCCUCGUACACAGAUCCUGAGUAUAUUAUGACAGAAGUGGCUACACCUGCCAUGGAUGUUUACUCUUUUGGAUUGAUACUGCUGGAAUUGCUGACUGGAAAACCAGCUUCUGAUAUAACAUAUGAAUUGGAAGACGCUUUGAAUGAAAACAGUUUUGAUACCCUCUUGGAUUCUUCAGCAGGAGAUUGGCCAUUUGUGCAAGCUGAGCAAUUGGCUCGGCUAGCAUUGAGAUGUUGUGAGGAGAAUGCAAGUGAUCGGCCAGAUUUGGAGUCUGAUGUAUGGAGGAUCCUGGAGCCAAUGAGAACUUCCUGUGGGGGUUCAACGUCGUACCAUCUUGGAGAUGAACAUCGUCAAGCUCCAUCUUAUUUCAUUUGUCCUAUUUUCCAGGAAGUCAUGAAAGAUCCACAUGUUGCAGCGGAUGGCUACACUUAUGAGGCGGAAGCAUUGCAAGGGUGGCUUGACGGUGACCAUGAUACGUCCCCCAUGACUAAUCUACAACUCGAACACUGCAAUCUCGUUCCCAAUCAUGCCCUUCGUUCUGCCAUCCAAGAGUGGAGGCAGCGGCAUUGACUCUCAGGCUCUCUGCAACACUCAAAUUGCCUUCCUUAAAGCAUAUUAGACAAUAGCAGUGAUGAAUUUAUUCUUCUUUUUUGUAUUCUUGGGUGAUCUUGUAAGUUUGUAAAUUGCUAAGACUCUAAGAGUGUGGGAUGGAAAUCUAAAAAUGGAGAUUUUGUAGAUGUAUUAAAGUAUUUCAGUAUUUGUAUAUGAUAAGAAAUAAAUUCCAAAUUUUCCCUAUUA